UGGGUAUUUGUUCCCGCCCUUUCCCAGCAUCUCCUGACGCCAGCCCCCGUUGCUCUAGGUGAAGCUCAACUCACUCACGAGCUUCAGAAUGAAGCAGGUGUCCAACAUGGCGAACACGAGCAACGGAUCUCUCGCUACUCUCCUCAUUUUAUUCACCAUUUCGGCAGCUAUCUAUACAGGAGCUGCUCAGUUUCCAGUCCAAAGCCAGAAUCUCAUAGCGGACAACGUCUCGGUAGUGGAGGGAGAGACAGCCACCAUAAGCUGUCGAGUCAAAAACAAUGACGACUCCGUCAUCCAGCUCCUCAACCCCAACAGACAGACCAUCUACUUCAAAGACGUCAGACCCCUGAAAGAUGCUCGUUUCCAGCUGGUCAAUUUCUCAGACAACGAGCUGCGUGUGUCGUUAUCCAACGUCUCUCUCUCAGACGAGGGAAGAUACGUGUGCCAGCUCUACACAGACCCCCCACAGGAAGCCUACGCCGACAUCACUGUCUCAGUCCCACCAGGAAACCCAAUCAUAGAGUCCCGCGAGGACAUUGUCAAAGAGGGCAACGAGACAGAGAUAACCUGCACCUCCAUGGGCAGCAAACCUGCUGCAACGAUCAGAUGGAUGAAAGGAGACAAAGAGCUACAGGGCAAGUCUAAAGUGGAGGCCACGUACGACAGGAUGUUCACUGUGACUAGCUGGCUGAGGUUUACCGUCACGAGAGAGGAUGAUGGAGUUCCUGUGGUUUGCAUUGUCGACCAUCCAGCGGUCAAGGACUUUCAGGCGCAGAAAUACCUGGAAGUACAAUAUAAACCUGAGGUGACGAUCAAGGUGGGGUUUCCACAGGGCCUGAUUAGAGAGGGCGAGAAUCUGGAACUGACGUGCCAGGCUAAAGGCAAACCACAGCCUCAUCAGGUGAACUGGAUGCGGGUGGAUGACGAGGUGCCGUCUCACGCGGUUAUCACGGGCUCAGAUCUCUACAUCGAGAACCUCAACAAGUCCUACAACGGCACUUACCGGUGUGUGGCGUCGAACUCCGUGGGCGAAACGUACGCUGACUACAUCCUUUAUGUGCGCGAUGCCCUUACCACAACCCCUAAACCCACAACCACCACCACCACCAUCUCCGCCACAACCUCCCCUCCAGACAUCAUACAAGAUUCACAAGCAGGACCAGAAGCACAGAGAUUGGACCAUGCGGUUAUCGGAGGAGUGGUGGCCGUCGUGGUCUUCGCCAUGUUGUGUCUUCUCAUCGUUUUGGGGCGAUACUUUGCAAGACACAAAGGCACCUACUUCACACACGAAGCCAAGGGGGCAGACGACGCGGCGGACGCCGACACGGCCAUCAUCAACGCCGAAGGGGGCCACAACAACUCGGACGAGAAGAAGGAGUACUAUAUCUGAGUCCCGAGGCCUCCGUUGUUCUUACUAUUUUCUUUUUCGUUCCCUUUUUGGCGGGAGGGGGUGGGGCAUGGGGAAAACAGAGAUAGCUUUUGUUUAUUUGUUUGUUUGUUUGAUUUUUUUUCCUGGGGAUCGAAUGACGUAGAAUGCUACACGGGCAGCUGAGAAGAUGUAGGUAUUUGUGUUAUACAGCGGGAUCAGGGUCGGGGGUGGGGUUUCGGGGCGGGCGGGAUACCAGACGUUGCCAGAAAUGAGUGUAGAAAGCGUCACCACACAGCACCUCCCCAACUGCUGGUAUUUUUCGUUCAUUUCUCGACCAUUUGCAGAAAAUUCUGUGCCUUGUUCUGAAUUUCUUUUCUGAGUCAUGCUUUAAACAACGCCAUCCAUCACGACACCCCUCUCUUUGAAAACACGCACCAUCUCCGAUUAUCAACGUGCCGUCGGCUUUCCUACGAAGGUACAUGAGCGCACACCUCAAUACAUUCCCCUACACUGUGGGCAUCUCCUUCAAAACAUCAUAUCCUCUGUACUAAGAGCAGGCCUAGUCACAUAACAGCGUUCUGAUUUACUCAAAGUCAUCAGCAUCAUGAAGGGAAGCACGAGCAGCUUCCUUCCUUCCUUCCUGUCCCUCGACAAGAUGAUGAGACGGGCGGAGAAUUGAUCCUGAACGUUGCACCUGUUUUCAUUCUGACAGGCCGCGUCUGCAUCGCUGCAGAAUGCUUUUAUCCUCGGUUUACUUCAUUUACUUGAGUUUUUUCCAAUUAUACUCUAUGUGCCAGUACAUCAGAAUGAGCAUAGGUGCAGACGGAACGGUUCCUGCUACGCUGCACCUACGGAGGCUUAUCGUCUCGUUCCGCUCAGCUAAACACAGCCGAAAGCCCUCGCAGGUAUUUAUUGUUUCGGUAUAAUGAUGUCUUAGGUUUUCAUCCAGAAACGUUUUCGCACGGGUCAUAAUGACGAGAGUCGCCGUCACUGAAAAAGGUCUAAAUGCUGUGGCUUACGUUUUGCUUUCUCAUCUUACACCGUAGUUUCCCAUGCAGCGGAGGUGACCCUCUAGCACACGUAAAUAACUACCUAAAAUUGUGUCAAAGCGAGAGUUUUAGAGCCGAGGCUCAAGGGAGAAAGCGCCACAACCGUCACGUUCGUAGAUGUACAGAGAGGGAAGAUUUGGAAAUGAUUUGAUUGCUAUAACUUUACUACCUUAAAAUGCAUUUGAACAGCCAAAAAACAUCUGCAUUUGUGUAUCUCGUUUGUAGGCGAGUCAGUGAGGAUGUGACAUUGAUGUUAAGCAGUCCAACAAGUGUGUAAUGGUAUAUGAUUGCCUGUCAAGUUAAUUGCCUGUUUGUUCUUCCUCAGAGGAAACAGUGGCAAUCGCAGCUAGCUUAUCCUAGUGAUAUUAGUAUUUGAAUAUAAACUGCCCAAAUAUCCCAGACUCCAUGGUGCGAAAAAGCACCGCGGCGAAAUAAUUUCCUCUUGAAGUGUAAACAAUGUGUGUUUUAUUGUUUAUAAUUGCUGUGAGUUGCUCCUCUGGGUUCCCGCUUAUGCAUAAUAGUCCCAGGCUUCAAAUGAGGUUAGUUUGAAUGGAGAGUGAAACAGUCUUUUAUUAUCAAUACAGUUUGAAAAAAAGUCAAAAAAGCUUUUAAUAACAUUCCAAAUAUUUUAGGAAAACAGUCUACGAUGUAAUUAGCCGCAUUUGUGGAUUUUCCCCUAUAUUUACGGUCGUUGUCAACAUGACGCUAACCAAAAAACUCGCUCAACUAUCAUGCUCUCUUCGCUCCUGUGAACGCAUUAGACAUUUCACCGAAGCCUAGCUACAAACGUAGCGCCCGUUAAGGGUACAUAAUGUAAGGUGGCUAAGAUGUCUAAAGUACUUUUCCUAAAGAGAAGUAUUUCUUCUCAUUUCCUCAUGACUCUCUCUGUAGUGUAAGUGAGCUUAGAUGCCAUAGUUUAGGCCCUGCUGAAAUCAACCUCAGUGUGUAAAUAAAACGGCGAGGUUGAGGGGGGAAAACACACUCUUGUUUGCUUUAUUUUCUUAUUUAAAAAAAACACACACACACACACACACGAGCAUUCACUGAGACGUUAUAGAGUAUGUGCAUUAACACACUUUGGACGCGUUUCGUUUUUACGUAGAUUACAAAUCCGAGGGAAUGUCUUGCAGCUUGAUGGUUACCGUUGCAGUUGAGAUAUACAGUUGUGUGGCUUGUGCUUAACUAGUGAGCAUCAUUUAGCUUUGGUCUGGCAGCUUCUGAACAGGAUUUCAGACAUCCCUUUUUCUCUUUUGCAUAUGUGAGAGACAUGACAUCAGUAUACUAAUUUGUGGUAUUUAGACUGGGCCGAUGUACAUUUUGUUCAACUUGUUAUGUUAGACCUGUUUUAAUGUGAUUAAUGUGGUUAAAUCCACUCUACUAGGCGUCUGAGGACUUAAGACAGACGGUCGAUGGGAAGACGCGGUUACGCCAGUGAUCUAUUUUGUCGUCUGCCUCUUGUACAGCAAGUCGAAAAAGGUCAAAAUGAAAGUGUCUAAAUUUAACUGCUCGUUUUGAGAUGUGAACUGGGUUCGGUUUCGAUUUUGUCAUUUCUGUUGUCGUGUUUGUUUUUGUUGCUUUCCUAGUGCCCCUUGUUUGAUAGUGCGACAGUGUUACUGAUAAAACUUGAGUGAUUUCUUUUAUUUGAACUUGACGGUUUCUUUUAAGCCCUGUCUCAGGUUCACGUACAGUACACGGUAUGUUUGCAUCUCAGGUAGAAUGCAAAGUUACAGCCCCUGAUUAAGAAAACAGAAAUUGAAUACAAACCGGAUCAAGGUGGAUCUCAAAUCAAACGGUGAAUUUUACAUUAGAACUGUUUUGUCUAUUUUUAAGUUGUUGUUGUUUAUUUGGUGCACUGUAAAAUGUGUACGUAAUGUACACUGUUGAGUAUUAUCUUUUUUUUUUUUAGACCUACUUCACACAGGACAGGAAAGGACAAACCACUCUCAUGAUAAAACGUAAUUAUUUUAUGGGUUUUAGAAAAAAAAAAAAAAUCUAAACAUGAAGGUCCACCCGUAAACC
Messenger RNA from Labeo rohita (rohu), 4437 nucleotides. It is a transcript of the gene cadm1a, whose product is annotated as cell adhesion molecule 1a. Gene Ontology annotation, biological process: susceptibility to natural killer cell mediated cytotoxicity; detection of stimulus; cell recognition. Lineage: Eukaryota; Metazoa; Chordata; Actinopteri; Cypriniformes; Cyprinidae. Gene Ontology annotation, cellular component: synapse; neuron projection; plasma membrane. The record is from RefSeq and is a predicted model, not a curated record. Gene Ontology annotation, molecular function: signaling receptor binding.